Molecule: messenger RNA, 1665 nt
Organism: Zychaea mexicana
Lineage: Eukaryota; Fungi; Mucoromycota; Mucoromycetes; Mucorales; Lichtheimiaceae
Product: tubulin gamma chain
Exons: 10
Coding region: 141-1511 (456 amino acids)
Biological process (GO): microtubule nucleation; mitotic spindle organization; cytoplasmic microtubule organization
Cellular component (GO): spindle; microtubule; centrosome
Molecular function (GO): structural constituent of cytoskeleton; GTP binding
Source: RefSeq, a predicted model, not a curated record
CACGCCCUAAGAUGCAUGAGGACGUGACUUGCAGCAGCAGAAAACGCGCCCAUAAUCGCCCAUUAGCGGGUACUUUUCUGGUUCCUGCCUGACACGUCCCCCCUAUUUCCUUACUCUCUCUUUCUUUUUACUCGCGAAAAAUGCCUCGCGAGAUCAUUACCUUACAAGCUGGCCAAUGUGGAAAUCAAAUCGGUAGUGAAUUUUGGAAACAGAUCUGUACCGAGCAUGGUAUUAGCAGCGAUGGUACCUUGGAGGAUUUCGCAACUGAAGGUGGAGAUAGAAAGGACGUGUUCUUUUAUCAGGCCGAUGACGAACACUACAUUCCACGCGCUAUUCUGUUGGAUCUUGAACCUCGCGUCAUUAACACUAUUCGAGAAUCGCCAUACGCUAAUUUAUACAAUCCCGAAAACGUACUUGUGUCAAACGACGGUGGUGGAGCAGGCAAUAUUUGGGCGUAUGGUUACUCACAGGGCGAAAAGGUGUACGAGGAUAUCAUUGAUAUGGUGGACCGAGAAGCAGACGGAAGUGAUUCUUUAGAAGGAUUCAUGCUGUUACAUUCAAUCGCAGGUGGAACAGGCAGUGGUUUGGGAUCCUUCUUGCUCGAACGACUGAAUGAUCGCUAUCCAAAGAAGCUCAUACAAACAUACUCGGUGUUCCCAAAUUCGGAAGAAGUAUCUGAUAUUGUCGUCCAGCCGUAUAAUAGCAUGUUGACAUUAAAACGACUGACGACGAAUGCGGACAGCGUGGUUGUGCUGGAUAACGCUGCAUUGGCACGCAUAGCCACAGAUCGACUACACACUGCAACACCUAAUUUCGAGCAAACAAACCAGCUGGUAUCAACAGUCAUGUCAGCGAGUACAACAACACUGCGUUACCCUGGAUAUAUGAACAAUGAUCUCGUCGGCAUCGUAUCAUCUCUCAUACCAACACCUCGAUGUCAUUUCCUGACAACUGCAUACACACCGUUUUCCAGCGAACAAGUUGAAAAGGCCAAGAUCAUUCGAAAGACUACCGUGCUGGAUGUCAUGCGGCGCUUAUUACAACCCAAGAACCGAAUGGUGUCCACUGUACCAUCGAAACGAAGCUGUUAUAUAUCUGUGUUGGAUAUCAUUCAAGGCGAGGUAGAUCCUACAGAUGUUCAUAAAUCAUUAUUACGUAUUCGAGAACGACGAUUAGCACAAUUCAUUCCUUGGGGUCCAGCCAGUAUCCAAGUUGCAUUGUCAAAGAAAUCUCCCUAUGUCCAGACACCACAUCGUGUCAGCGGCCUUAUGCUUGCAAACCAUACCAGCAUAGCAUCUCUCUUCAAACGCACGUGUGACCAAUAUGAUCGUUUCCGAAAACGAAAUGCAUUCUUGGAGCAAUACAGAAAGCAUGAAAUGUUUGCAGAAGGUCUUGACGAAUUUGAUGAUUCACGACAUGUGGUACAGGAUUUGAUUGAGGAGUAUGAAGCUUGUGAGACGCCGGAUUACAUGAACUAUGGUCUUAAAGAUAAGGAUAAGAUGGAGGAAUGAGAGUAUACAUAUAAACCUCUUUAUCUUCCAAGCGUGAUGUAAAUAUACUUUUUUAAUGUCAUACAACAAUAAAAGAAAUUAGUUGUAUGUUUCUAAGCAUGCAUAUAUAUAUAUUAUGACAUUGCCAUCCGUUGUACAUAACUCAAGCCAAUUU